AUGGAUAUAAACUUAGAUGGAGACCUUGCAAGAAAUUCACCUCCGACCAAUGAGGAAUGGUAUGAGGGUGCAGCCAGGUGCUAUUCUCAGGACGGCGACACAUUUCUAGAUCUUUUUGACGCCAAUGAGCAUGCAGAAUACAGGAAGGAGAAUCUGUUCUAUCCAUUCACAUCGAGGGAAGAGUGGGAGGUCGCCGAUUUCCUCCUGUGUUCUGCCCUUAGCAUGGCUGCAAUCAACAAUUUUUUGCAGCUCUCUAUGAUAAAACACUUACAACUAUCAUUCAAAAAUGCCAAAGAUUUGCAGAGUCGGGCUGAAAUGCUGCCAAAGGGACCAAGCUGGAAAUGCCAACUCAUUCCCUCGCUCCAUGGCAUGAAGAGCCCAAUUCGACUAUUUUGGAGGGACCCAGUUGAGUGUUUGGAGAGUCUCUUCAGCAAUCCUCUCUUUCAUGACAAACUUGACUUUAUCCCUCGUCAUGUUUACAAGACUGCAGCACGCCUCUUGCAUGUGUAUUCAGAAUGGUUGACGGGUGACGCUGCUUGGAAUAUUCAGAUAUGUGCUGUUGAUGGACUCACAAUGCGCACAAUCUCACAAGACUGUAGGAUCAACUGCCCCAAGGCGCAACAAUCCUUGGCACUGUGCCAGGGUCACACACCCGCUUGUGUUAGGCCUUGCAAAUAUUCACAUGCGCACUUGUACGAAGCUCUUGUCCAAGGCCUUCAUGCUCGUGGCUCUCCUCCCUAUCCCACACCCUUGAUGAAAGCCGCCGAACUUGGAAUUAUGAUGUCUGACCCAGUGGGAAACAUCCGCCACUGUUUUACCCCCCUUGCUGCAUACAUUGUUGAUACUCCCGAGGCAUGUAUGCUCACAUGUGUUCAUGGUAAAACUUCUCCAUUCACACUGGUGUCGUACCUGCAGUUCGGGGACAACUUUCAUCACCCUGCAUGUACACGUGCCAUCACUUUCAAGCAGCUCGCCAGUGUCAAUGUCGAUCCCAACGAUCUUGAAGCUUUUUUUGCUGCAUGCGCAGAAUUACGGCUAAAUGGUGUCUUUACACCUUUCUGGAAGGGCUGGUGCUUCGGUGAUCCUGCAAUAUUCCUUACACCAGAAGCUCUGCAUCACUGGCAUAAGCAAUUCUACAACCACAACAUGCAAUAG
Molecule: messenger RNA, 1155 nt
Organism: Suillus fuscotomentosus
Lineage: Eukaryota; Fungi; Basidiomycota; Agaricomycetes; Boletales; Suillaceae
Exons: 4
Coding region: 1-1155 (384 amino acids)
Source: RefSeq, a predicted model, not a curated record